UAAAAUCAAAGGAUUGUUUUUAAAUAUGUAUAGUGAAGUAUAAAAUAUUCUUUAAAAAAAUAAUGAAUACUGUAUAUUUUUUAAAAUAUGUUUACAAUAAAAAUAUUAAAUUUGUGGUUGGUCAUAAAGUCUCUAGGUAUAAAUCUGAUAUCAUCUACAGCAAAAAAUUUAUUGUAUAUAAUGAUUUAAUGCACUUUCGUCGGAAACAAUCCAAACGAAGUAUCUUAGUUCAGGUGUGUUCAGAAAACUCGUGUUCAGAUUUAUAUUCUUAUUGUUCAGAGUUUGGUUCAGUUAAAGAAAUGUUCCAUUAUCAAUUAAGUGGUACUAAUCAUUUUGUACUUACUGAAUUUAAAGACCAAAAUUCUGUUGAUUUAUUACUCAAUCAAAGUGCUCAUAUUGAAGAUACAAAUGUGAUUGCUGUUAAGUCUCCUUUUCUAUGGUUUCGUUCUAAUACAAAUAAAAAACCUAAUAUAAUAAUGAAUAAAGGGAUUGGCUGUUCUUUCCAAACUUAUGAAACUAUGAUUGAACCAACUAUAAAGUCAAUCAAGCUAGAUACAGAUAAAUCUUUGUCUAACCAAAUGAUACAAUUGCUUCAUAAUAUUCAGUUAAAUGAUAUUGGUACUAGAUUAAGAUUUUUAACAGCAAUGCAAAUUGAAAAUGCACUUAAAGGAAUAUUUCCUCUGACAAAAGUUCUACCUUUUGGGUCAUCAGUCAAUAGUUUUGGAAAGAUUGGUUCAGAUAUUGAUUUAGUCAUAAUGAACAGUAAAUUAAAAGAGAAAAAAAAUAGUCGUUUGAUAUUUCAUGGUAAAUAUAUGUCCAAUAACAGUAGAACACAAACACAGAGACAUAUUGAACUAUUAGGAGAUUUAUUACAAUUGUUUUUACCAGGAUGCUCUAAAGUUAAACGUAUUUCUCAAGCUAAAGUACCAAUUGUAAAAUUUUCACAAGAUUUUAUUGGUGUAGAAUGUGAUUUAUCUGUUUCCAAUGAGACUGCAUUAUAUAUGUCAGAAUUACUUUACAUUUUGGGAAAUUUUGAUCCUAGAGUAAGGCCUUUAGUUUUUACAAUUAAAAUUUGGGCUCAGGAAGUAAAUAUUACAAAUGAUAUUCCAGGUAGAUGGAUAACAAAUUUUUCUUUAACAUUAUUAGUAUUGUUUUAUCUGCAACAAGAAAAAAUUAUUCCUUCAAUUCAGCAUUUAGCUAAAUUAGCAGGUAGCAAUGAUGUGCAAAUUACAGAUGAUGGCGUAAAUUGUACUUUCCUUAGAGAUAUAACAAAACUCAGUCAUGAACCUUCAAAUAAAAAAACAUUGGAACAACUUUUACAAGGAUUUUUUGAAUAUUAUGCGUCUUAUGACUUCAAUACAAAUGCUAUGUCUCUAAACUAUGGCACUACAAUACCUAAACCCGAAUAUAAUGCUAUGUAUAUUGUUAACCCCCUUGAAGUUAAUUUUAAUGUUAGUAAAAAUGUUAGUUUAGAAGAAACGGAAAGGUUUAGAAUUGAGCUAAGGAAUGCUGCAUGGACAAUUGAUUCUCAUAUUAUUAAUCAAAAAACAUUUAAAUUAUUUGAUCUUUUCAGAACUUGUGAAACAUAUAAACAACUUAACAAACAAGCAAGUUUUAAUUUUCAGAAUACUUUAAAUAGGUUAGUAACUGUGAAAGAUUUGUUUGUUAAUGAUACACCUAAUGAGCAUAAAGAGAUAGAGCAUCAGUUAAAUAAUUCAAGUAAAGAAAAUAUUUAAAAAUAAUGUAUAUUAUAUUAACAUAAUAUGUAAUAAAUUUGUUUUUAUUAAAAACUUGUAAAGGA
Molecule: messenger RNA, 1801 nt
Organism: Daktulosphaira vitifoliae (grape phylloxera)
Lineage: Eukaryota; Metazoa; Arthropoda; Insecta; Hemiptera; Phylloxeridae
Product: poly(A) RNA polymerase, mitochondrial-like
Exons: 1
Coding region: 63-1736 (557 amino acids)
Biological process (GO): mitochondrial mRNA polyadenylation
Molecular function (GO): poly(A) RNA polymerase activity
Source: RefSeq, a predicted model, not a curated record